This is a messenger RNA of Oppiella nova, 587 nucleotides long. NCBI's taxonomy places the organism in Eukaryota, Metazoa, Arthropoda, Arachnida, Sarcoptiformes, Oppiidae. The record is from the annotation of a GenBank genome assembly.
GGAAAGGGAUACAUUGAUGAGACACUAAAAUGAAACAUCAUAUUCAAUGUAUAAUUGUUUUUACAUUAGUGUCGGGGCUUUCAGUCCACAACUGCUCACCGAUUGAUACAAAUGAUACCAACAAAUCGACAGACAAUACAAUGUCCACCGACUCUGUGGUGACCACAGAAUCCAAAGGAAUCGUAACCACAGACAAGACAAUAGCGGAGACAACGGUUAAAACAAAUGAUGGCGAAAAGCAUCCACGAGUGGCCAGACAUCAGACCGAUAAUCCAGUGGAAAGUCAACAAACCGUAACCAAUACUCAGAAAUCAGAUGCUAAGACACCGUACGACGAACCGGAUGUUUCCGAUCAGAAUAUUCACGAAAUUAAAGUACAGACGAGAGGUUACCAGAAAACUACAGAAAAGCCAAUUGAGACUCAAAAAAGUUCAGACGAGGACUUGAAUACAUCGGCCACCGAUAGUGUCAGUGUGUCUUCAGAGGAAAACAGUACCGACUCUAACGAUGCCAUCGCCACCACCAAUAGAGACUAAACAUACAUUUUGUGGCAUCAAUCAAUAGAUAAUUUGCAUUUUCAUAUAUUU